CUUGGCAGUUUCCCGCCGAGAGGUUCAGGAAUCGGUACAGAGUGGUGCUCUUCCUGAGAGAGUGGUUUUAAACGGUGUUGGAGUUUUCAUCAAAUAUGGCAGAAUACUCAAUCGCUAUUUUGCGUUUUAUAUUUCUCGCAUCAGGACCAGUGACGUAUGCACUGGGAAAAAAUUACAAUGUCCUCAACAACUGCCAAGGCUCGCCGGUGGAUUUCGUGCCGGAUCUGGUCAAAGGACGGGCGACGAUAUCUCUACCAAUUUCUCUGUUGGAUUUACAGUUAAGUGUCGAAAUGAAAUACGUUGAGCGAGAUGGGAUUGCGGUUCUGCAGCUGAGCCCUGUUCUAAGAGAUGAGAGGAAAUGCGUCGACUAUCCUACGGGGAACAGGAAGUUGUGCUACGAGAAAUCCGAAGUCCAUUGGGGAAGGACGAACGAAGAGGGUUCAGACCAUUCUGUGGGAGGUUAUAAUUACCCGAUGGAAGUUCAACAUUACUUCCACCGAACUAACUCGACACAUUCCCUGAUACCUGUAGCUGUUGGAGUUUUAUUCCAAGAAAUGAGCAACGAUAGCUUGCCACACCGCCCAUCAGAUACGUCAGAGGGCGCCUUCUCCGAAAUACACGAGAAGUAUCCCUCUUUCAUGGAAGAAAAGAAGAGGUUAACUCUGGGAUUGGCGCGUUUGCUGCCUAGCCAAAUUGAAGAAAAGCCAUUUUAUCACUACAGGGGUCCUGUUACUGGACAGUGUGGCCCAGAGAUAGACUGGAUAGUGUUCGAGGACCCGCUUGAAGUUGUUCCAAGUUUCCUGUCAUUUCUGGGACUCCUCAACGGCAAGGACAACCUUAACCAUCACUUCCCACCAGUGUCACGAAAUGCGUGUUACUUGUAUUCACAUUACUCUGAAGAAACGGACAGGGAUGACUGCGGAUUUAAUGAAGCUGUGGCCAGAACGGUUACGUCAGGAAAUAAACCUGGAAAUUCGCCCGACAGUUUUCAGGGUAAAAGUGUAAAUGCAUCAUCAGAUCUUGCGACAGUUGAAACUGACAAAGCUGGGGUGUUGUCAUCUAAGUUUGGUGGCCAUGCGACAUCGCAGUUUGAUAGUGUAUCGACCCACUCAUUCGAUAGCAGAACCGUCAUAGCAAAAAUAGAAAACGUAGGGAUUAUUCCGAAGGAGACCACGCCACUACUGCCCCAGUCAGCAGAAUUUGGAGGAGGAAUCACAUUCGAGGAAACGCCACACCCUAUUCUCCCUAUUGCGUCGUCGACUGAAUCAGCCCAGCCUCCCAGGACGGAAGUGAAAUCAACAGUAAAUGAGAGACAUGUCCCUUCAAAUGAAACUUUUCAUACCACUUCGUCGUUACUGACCUCGACGAAACUAACGCAAGAGUUAGUAGAACCGACAUCAAUCGAACAACCUUUGCACUCCAGUGACAUUGGGGAAUUGGGAAGCCUGUCUACAUUCAUUUACUCGGUAACAUUGGAACACACUUCGUCUACUGUGGAGGAUGAUCAAGCAGAAACUUCUCCACAAGAGGGUAUAGAACCAGAACUCAUUACAGCACCGGAACAUUAUGUGAGAGGGAGACCUGGCGGCAGUGGAGCCUCGACGAGAAGGCUAACAUCAGAACUACCACUGUUUGUGUUCUUGAUAUCCCGGAUUUUGUUUUGGUAGGUUGCUUAAAUCGCUACUCCCAUCACGUCAGCCAAUUGGUGCCUCGAUUUAGUCGUUGGUUUUUACUGGUUUAUAUAUGCAUUAUGGGGCCAAAAAUUUUCUUGAUACCGUUGUCAACUUUAUCACUAAACCGUUUACACGGAAAUACAUAAUAAGAGGAUAUUUUAAACAUUCCAUAUAUGAGAACUCUUACUUCAACAUGGGAAAAUUGGUGGUUUAAGCAAGUUUCGAAAAUCAUAUUGCUGUAAUUUUCAUUCUAAAUAACUAUAUUUAAAAAGUUUUAAAAGACUAUAAUCGAAAUACUGAAGAACAUAAUAGUGUACUUGCUGUAUAUUUAUGUUCUCACUAUUCCUUAUCAGGGGAUUUAUUCAUAUGGUUUUCACACAGAAAACAGUUUUACUAUAAUUAAGGCUUUAUGGGAUGAAUGUUUAUUUUUAAUUAAGAACAUUAUGUAAAUCUGUUUUGUUGUUACUCUCCAACAAUAUAUUAUGCAGCCACAAA
Messenger RNA from Macrobrachium nipponense, 2168 nucleotides. Its product is annotated as receptor-type tyrosine-protein phosphatase zeta-like. The coding region runs from base 96 to 1667 and encodes 523 amino acids. NCBI's taxonomy places the organism in Eukaryota, Metazoa, Arthropoda, Malacostraca, Decapoda, Palaemonidae. The transcript has 10 exons. The record is from RefSeq and is a predicted model, not a curated record.